GUUGUUGCUGUUGUGUGUUUUUAUCCUUUAAUGUUUACAUAUUCUACAGGUCUGCGCGGGACAGCUAGUAAACGAAGCUCGUGCUCAUGCACUACUUAGGGAUCGAGAUUCGAAUUGAGACACGUUCACAACGUGCGUCAUUACUUCCGGUUCCGAAAAAUUGACGAGGAAGCGAGCCCCUGCUCCCGCGGAUGUUAAGCCGUUGAUGAAUGUUAUUACCACUUUAUUUCCCCUCCCCAAGAUAUUUAAAAGGACCAAGACGUUUCUAACGGGUUGGUGCUGACGGGUGGUCCUGUUAUUGUCGACUGAUGCCAAAGGCUCGUGCUGAUCUUUGAGGGCGUUUGUUCUAACUGCAGUUUAAACAUCUCGUGCUGCUCUGGAGACUCGGCACAGAGAUGCCUGGAGGCGAAAUGAUGUCUUGUGCACGAGCUCCAGACGGUGAAAUUGAUGUGACGUCAGUUUCCUUUGACGCACGGUCGUGUCCGUAGCUCGCGUUCUGCAGACGUUGUUGAUCUGCUUUGAUCACGCGUUUGUUUGUUUGCUUCUCCUCUCACCCCCACCCCCCACAAAAUGGAUACGGAUAAGACGGAGGUGCGUGAGGGGGCGUGGACGCCGCUGCUGCUGUGGACCGGUGUGGCCGUGCUGCUCCCGGUGCUGAUCACGCUGUGGUGCAGUGUGCGGCGCUCGGAACGCGUGGUUCGCCUUAAAGACCUGUCACGCGCAAGCCGGCACAGCUGGCGCUACAUGGACCUGUUCCGCAAGCCCACGUACUGCUGCGCCUGCGAGCUGCCCGUGCUGCACGGUGCCUUCUGCGACUGCUGCGGCGUGUGCGCACACGAGACGUGCGUGCGAGGGGCCGAGCGCGCUCUGGCCUGUAAGGAGAUCGCUGCGCCGGCGCAUGCAGACGGAAGCUUCCGCCACCGCUGGGUGCGUGGGAACGUUCCACUCGCGAGCUACUGCUCCGUGUGCAAGCAGCAGUGCGGCACGCAGCCCAGACUCUGCGAUUACAGAUGUGUGUGGUGUCAGACGACAGUCCAUGACGACUGCAGACUGGAUCUCGGUGAUGAUGAACGCUGUGAUUUAGGCGAGUUUCGCUCCAUCAUCAUUCCACCUCCGUACCUGUACCAGCUGAACAAACUGCGGCGCAGACAUCCAGACGAGUACUGCAAGCUUGCAGCAGUGUAUGGAAGUGGGUGGAGCCCCCUGCUGGUGCUUGCUAACACACGCAGUGGAAACAACAUGGGUGAAGAGCUGCUCGGAGAGUUUCGAACCCUACUCAACCCGGUGCAGGUGUUUGACCUGUCUGAGAUUGCCCCUUCCAAAGCCCUGCAGUUGUGCACUCUGCUGCCCCCUGGCUGUGUGCGUGUGCUGGUGUGUGGAGGAGACGGGACAGUGGGCUGGGUGCUGGAUUCCAUCGAUACCAUGAAACAGAAGGCUCAGGAUCAGUUCAUCCCACGCGUGACCAUCCUCCCCCUGGGGACAGGGAAUGACCUGUCUAACUCUCUGGGCUGGGGUUCAGGAUACGCCGGUGAGAUUGCGAUUGAGCAGGUGAUCAGGAACGUGCUGGAGGCUGAAGUGGUUAAGAUGGACAGAUGGAAAGUUCAAGUCGUCUCCAAAGGAAACUACUUUCGCAAGCCAAAGGUUUUGUGCAUGAAUAAUUAUUUCUCAGUGGGUCCUGAUGCCCUGAUGGCCCUGAACUUUCACACACACCGUGAAAAGACGCCGUCCUUCUUCUCCAGCCGCAUCAUUAACAAGGCCGUGUAUUUUCUCUACGGAACCAAAGACUGUCUGGUGCAGGAGUGUAAAGACUUGGACAAAAGAAUUGAGUUGGAGCUGGAUGGAGAGCGGGUCCCGUUGCCCAGUCUGGAGGGCAUUAUCGUGUGCAACAUCGGCUACUGGGGUGGCGGCUGCCGGCUGUGGGAGGGGAUGGGAGACGAGCCGUGUCCUCCAACACGGCUGGAUGAUGGGCUGCUGGAGGUAGUCGGUGUGUUUGGAUCGUUCCACUGCGCACAGAUCCAGGUCAAACUCGCCAACCCUGUCCGACUGGGCCAGGCACACACAGUGAGGUUGGUCCUGAAGAGCUCGCUCAUGCCGAUGCAGGUAGAUGGAGAGCCGUGGGCUCAGGGUCCCUGCACCAUCACCAUCACUCAUAAGACUCAGGCGCUCAUGCUGUACCACAGCGCCGAACAGACCGACGAUGAUGAGGAUGAAGAGUCCAGCACCUCGGAGGCUGAAGGGCCGUUAGUACAGGGCGCACGCACUUCUGAGAACAGCUCAGAACAUCGUCUAGACGACAUCAAGGCACAGACACCAGGAGGGAUUUCAUCACAACAGAGAAACGUUACACAACCGAUGCUGAGAAAUUGUGAAUGUGAUUGAAUGAUGAAAUAAAGAGUGAAUGUUUAAAGCAAA
Messenger RNA from Tachysurus fulvidraco (yellow catfish), 2412 nucleotides. RefSeq names its product diacylglycerol kinase, epsilon (gene dgke). Gene Ontology annotation, molecular function: ATP-dependent diacylglycerol kinase activity. Bases 571 to 2379 code for a protein of 602 amino acids. NCBI's taxonomy places the organism in Eukaryota, Metazoa, Chordata, Actinopteri, Siluriformes, Bagridae. The transcript has 12 exons. The record is from RefSeq and is a predicted model, not a curated record.